UAGCUCUUUGGAAAGGGCAUAUAGACUUACUGAAGUUAAAACUACUACAAGGCAAGAUUAUUCUAGAGACAUGAAGUCUGGCUUUUGACUUCAGGAAAUAUCACUUUGGAAAUUGCUCUCUAGGCCUACCUUAUCAGCUGAUGAUUGCUGCCAUUUCUUCACGUGUAUGGAUUACUCCUUGGCCAUCGUGGCUACUUUUGCUGGGUACAGAUCCCAUUUUGUCUGGAUACCGCCACUCUUCACUGAUCACACUAAUCUGAAGGGCUACCAGUCCUGCUCACUUUCUGCUGGGCAUCACCCCUGCAGUCACUUCACCAUGUUUAUACCAGGACAGAGAUUCCUUCUGCCAUCAGAUGUCUUUCUGCUUGACUGAACUGCACUUGUGGUCUUUGAAGAAUACCUUACACAUUGGGGAUAGAGAUAUCGGCAUAUACCAGUAUUAUGACAAGAAAGAUCCACCAGCGGCAGAGCAUGGUAACUUAGAAGAAAAGCAAAAGUUGGCAGAAUCACGAGAUUAUCCUUGGACGCUCAAAAAUAGACGCCCAGAAAAACUUCGAGACUCGCUCAAGGAGUUGGAGGAGCUGAUGCAAAAUAGUCAGUGUGUGCUGAGCAAAUGGAAGAACAAAUAUGUCUGUCAGCUCCUCUUUGGUUCAGGUGUGCUGGUGUCCCUAAGCCUUUCUGGGCCUCAGCUGGAGAAAGUGGUGAUUGACAGAAGCCUGGUGGGGAAGCUCAUCUCAGACACCAUCAGUGAUGCUCUUCUCACAGACAGCUUUAUCGUCUUAUCAUUUUUGGCACAAAACAAACUAUGUUUCAUUCAGUUUACCAAGAAGAUGGGUUCUCCUGAUGUAAACAAAAGAUUGGAAAAACUCUCAGCCUUGGAUUAUAAGAUUUCCUACUAUGAAAUACCUGGGCCAGUAAACAGGACAACAGAGCGUCACCUAGCUAUCAAUUGUGCUCAGGAUAUAGUUGUUUGCUGGUGGCCACUGGUCAGUGAUGAUGCUUGGCCUUGGGCCCCCAUUUCUUCUGAGAAAGACAGAGCCAAUCUGCUGCUCCUGGGUUAUACUCAAGGAAGACUGGAGGUUCUGAGUUCUGUCCGUACAGAAUGGGAUCCACUUGAUGUUCGCUUUGGCACCAAACAGACUUAUCAGGUGUUGACAGUGGAGCACUCCAUCAGUGUAGACAAAGAGCCCAUGGCUGACAGCUGCAUCUAUGAAUGUGUUCGGAACAAAAUCCAGUGUGUCUCAGUCACCAGAAUACCACUCAGAUCAAAGGCCAUUAGCUGCUGCAGGAACAUUACUGAAGACAAACUGAUUUUGGGCUGUGAAGAUUCUUCAGUAAUUCUUUAUGAAACUCACCGUAGAGUGACUCUCUUAGCCCAGGCUGAACUUCUGCCUUCAUUAAUAAGCUGCCACCCAAGUGGCACAAUUCUGCUAGUUGGCAGCAGCCAAGGAGAGCUGCAAAUUUUUGAUAUGGCUCUAUCCCCUAUUCACAUCCAGCUCUUGGCUGAAGACCGCUCACCUAGGGAGACUCUGCAAUUCAAUAAAUGUUUUGAUGUUUCCAGCAGUCUUGUUCAAAUGCAGUGGAUAGCUCCGCAAGUUGUUUCUCAGAAGCCUGAAAGUGGGGACAUCUUUGAUCUCCUCUUCCUCAGAUUUGACAGAGGACCUUUGGGUGUACUUUUGUUUAAACUUGGUAUCUUCACACGAGGACAGCUGGGCCUGGUAGACAUUGUCUUCCAAUACAUUCACUGUGAUGAGAUCUAUGAGGCAAUAAACAUACUAAGCAGUAUGAACUGGGACACUCUGGGCCACCAGUGCUUUAUCAGCAUGAGUGCCAUUGUAAACCAUCUUCUUAGACAAAAGCUCACGCCAGAGAGAGAAGCACAGCUUGAGGCAAGCCUUGGAACCUUCUAUGCUCCAACAAGACCGCUCUUGGAUACAACUAUAUUGGAAUAUAGAGACCAAAUCAGCAAAUAUGCAAGGAGAUUCUUCCACCACUUGCUCAGGUACCAGAGAUUUGAAAAGGCAUUUCUGUUAGCUGUUGACAUUGGUGCUCGUGACCUGUUUAUGGAUAUCCAUUACCUUGCACUAGAUAAGGGUGAAUUGGCACUAGCUGAAGUGGCAAGAAAAAGAGCUAGCGACAUUGAUGCAGAAUCAAUAACUUCUGGAGUUGAACUCCUGGGGCCUUUGGACAGAGGGGAUAUGCUAAAUGAAGUUUUCGUUGGCCUAUCGUUAACACCUCACGGAGAAGACACAUUUCCAGAUAACUUUUGUUCAAUCCAUGGACAUAUUAUUCAACGAAGAACACUGAAUGUCUCUUCUAACAGCCCUUACAACCACAGACAAGUAUGUGACAGAAGGGAUGAACUUGAAAAAAAUAUCUGUGCUGAAUCUUUGAAGGAAGGAGAAAUGAGAGAAGACUGCACAAGACAGGAAAUUGGAGAUGGUGGUUCUCUGAGAAUGGUUCACUUUGGUUUGGUGUAAAGAGAAAUUUGUGCUUUACUUAAAAGAGAAACCUGCAUUUUUCACAUCUAAACUUGUUCAUGGCCUGAUACUGAUUAAAAUCUCCCUACAUGGCUUAAAAAGAGGAAAGACAGUAUGAAUUAGUUAAGAGUUUUAAAUUCAGAGUGUUUUGAAAGCAAAGUUUUAUUAGUUUCAAAAACAUGCAGCAUUUAUGGCAGUUAUCCUAAAUAAAAGUCCUUAACUUAUUUUCAAUAAUGUAAAAUUUUGCAAGGUUCGUAAUUGUUAGGUUCUUCAAAACUAGAACACGUAAACUUGGUUCUUACAAGUAUUUUAAACAUUUCCUCUUGUGCUCAUUUACAUUAUUAAUUUGCAUUAUGAAUCAAGUAUUAAGCAAAAAUUUCAGACCAGACCCAUUGUUGGGAGACAAUUUUCCAAGGAUCUCUUGAAUUACUCCUAUGAGGUACUGACUCCCCCUUGGAGCAAGACACUAUUUCCCUAUGGAGCAAAGGGCAGGCAUGCUUACUGACUAUUAUAAAAGAUCUGAAGUUCCCUAAGCUCAGAGUUCCUACCCUUUACACAGCCCACUGAGUGUGAAGAUGUCAUCUAGCCUUCUUUACAUCACCCUAUGGGAAUGGGGCUCAGACAAUCAAUGCCCCUCCCCCCUAAAAAAGUUGAUACUCUAUUUACUAUUACUGUGAGAAAUAAACCCCUUUAUCUCUGACCCAGGAGUUUCAUGUCUUAUACCAGCACAAAACUGUAGUUUGAUAACUUGGUAGCUUGCAAGUAGCGUUAAAAUCUCAGACCCUUCAAAAUAACUUGGUAGCUUGCAAGUAGGGUUAAAAUCUCAGACCAUUCAUUAGUAGAUAGCAUAUAUUUUACAAUUGUAAAUGUCUAUAACAAUGAACAUCUUUUUCAAACACUGUACAUGAGGUAAAUUAUAUAUUUAAAUAUUAUGGCUAAAAUUUAAUUAGAUUGAAGGUUUUUAUACUUCAGGGUUUUCUCCCUAUUUCCUAUUCAUCUGUACCUCAACCAGGGGGUAUGACAAAGAAAGAUGAAACUAAAAUUACACUUUUCAGUUUGCUACUGCUCUGGAAAAGUUUUAGUAAUGUAUUGUAUGUAAGCCAUACUAAAAAGAGAUGUAGAGUUACCAGCAACUUUUCAUUUUACUAUUCCCAUCAUUCUUUUUCACAUUAAUCAAAAGAACUAAUUUAAUUUAUAAGGCAAAAUUGUGAUUACAUCACAGAAAUGGCAGCAUGAGGAGUGCUUCUUGAAAUCUCCCCUGGAAUUUACAACAAACUGAACAGCCAUCAUUCAACAAAGGAUUCCCUGCUCAACAUACAGGAACACUUGAGAGACCCGCAAAUUGAAGGAAAAAAUUGUAUUGAGAAAGAUAUAGUUUUUGUCAAGAUGGCAACAUUUUCUCCAGAUUUUCUAGUAAAUAAUAGUCAUUAACCAAAAAUACAAACCGCAUUUCCUGAUCUACAAUACCCUUUUGUUUACUUGGCCACUGUCUUCUACAACUAAGUGAGACACUAGUAGAAAAGUUCAGUACUAUUUCUAGGUCCUAUGUGAGAAGACCACAGUCUAUGCUAAAAAGUAAAAACUUAAAUGAGAUAUUAAAAUAUGAAUAUAAAUAAAACUAUUUUGUUCUAUAUGAUGAUGAGAAGAAGUUUGCGAGUAAUCUAGGUGAAAACCAAAUAAAACUUAGUUCUUUAAAUUGCCCAUUUUUCCCACCUCACUUGCCUCUGGAAAAACUAACUCAAAUAUACAGAAAACCAAGUUUAAAUAGUAGUAAAAAUAUAUUAUGCAUGAGACCUUUGAAAAUGUCUAUGAUUUAUGAAUGUGUUUUCCAAAUGUUGUGAACCUGGGGGUGUUUAUUAAUUAAAUAUUCCAAUAUAUUGCUAUUCCUGCUCUACUACAGAUUGGAAGGAUUAUGAAUGAGUUACCACAGCUCAAAAGUGAGAACAGUGGCAUAGACAAGAACAGCUAGGUAGCAUCUAUGCUAGCACUGAUAGGUUUACAGUUUCUCCUUCAGGAAUAGGUCCAUAAGCUUUUUCAACUAUUGUCCAAAAUUUCCAGAUCUCAAAUAAUUUCACAGUAACUCAUAUAAGCUGUGACAUUGUACCUUACUACUAGAAUAAACUGUGUUUAGAAUA
This is a messenger RNA of Hipposideros armiger (great roundleaf bat), 4615 nucleotides long. RefSeq names its product WD repeat containing planar cell polarity effector (gene WDPCP). The record is from RefSeq and is a predicted model, not a curated record. Lineage: Eukaryota; Metazoa; Chordata; Mammalia; Chiroptera; Hipposideridae. Bases 354 to 2480 code for a protein of 708 amino acids. The transcript is spliced from 19 exons. Gene Ontology annotation, cellular component: axonemal basal plate. Gene Ontology annotation, biological process: nervous system development; cilium organization; establishment of protein localization. Gene Ontology annotation, molecular function: protein binding.